CAGCCCGGCACGUGACGUGGGGUAAGUUCCUGCUGUGGCUUGAGGGAAACAGAUCGACAUUGAGCCACGGGAGAAUCGCACUUUGCGGCCUGUGGAAGCCCCCCUCCCUGAGCGAUGGCCUCACCAGUCUCAGUCUACAACUCCAACCCCUUGGACACACACAUCUCCAGUACCUCCAGAGAGUCUCUGAAGAUGGAGUUGUUAGCUGACGUGACUCUGCUGCCGGGGGAGGAGAGAAUUAUCGAUAAAGACAUCAUCUACAUCUGUCCGUACAGCGGAGCAGUGAAAGGCAAAGUGCUGAUCACCAACUACAGACUCUACUUCAAGAGCUCAGAUGCUGACGUUACGGUGACGCUGAACGUUCCUCUGGGUGCCAUCAGUCGUGUGGAGAAGAUGGGCGGGGCAUCGAGCAGAGGAGAAAACUCUUACGGCCUGGAUAUCACUUGCAAGGACAUGAGGAACUUGAGGUUUGCCUUGAAGCAGGAAGGUCACAGCAGGAGAGAUAUCUUCGAGCUCCUCUUCAAAUACGCCUUCCCCCUCUCACACAGUCUGCCGCUGUUUGCUUACGUGACUCAGGAGAAGUAUGGAGAGAACGGCUGGGACGUCUACAAACCCAUCGAGGAGUUCAGACGGCAGGGCUUACCUAAUAACAAGUGGCGUAUAACAUUCAUCAAUAAGAACUAUGAGCUGUGUGACACCUACCCCACUGUGCUGACUGUACCCUUUAAAAGUAAAGAGGAGGACCUGAGACGAGUGGCUGCCUUCAGGUCCAGAGGACGCAUACCGGUUCUGUCAUGGAUCCACAGAGAGAACCAGGCAGUGAUCGUCCGCUGCAGUCAGCCUCUGGUUGGGAUGUCUGGGAAAAGAAACAAGGAUGACGAGCGCUACCUCGACAUGAUCAGGGAGGCAAACGACACCGCCAAGCUCACCAUCUAUGAUGCUCGGCCCAGCGUCAACGCUGUGGCCAACAAGGCCACAGGAGGAGGCUACGAGGGUGACGAGUACCAAAAUGCAGAGCUCAUCUUUCUGGACAUCCAGAAUAUCCACGUCAUGAGGGAAUCUCUGAAGAAACUCAAGGACAUUGUCUACCCCAAUGUGGAGGAAUCUCAUUGGCUGUCCAGCCUAGAGUCGACACACUGGCUAGAACACGUAAAGCUGGUGUUGUCUGGAGCCAUCCAAGUAGCAGACAAGGUAUCCAGUGGGAACUCGGUGGUGGUUCACUGCAGUGACGGCUGGGACCGGACUGCUCAGCUCACCUCUCUGGCCAUGCUGAUGCUGGACAGUCAUUACCGCACGCUCAGAGGAUUCCAGGUGCUGAUUGAGAAGGAGUGGAUCAGCUUUGGGCACAAGUUUGCCUCAAGGAUAGGUCACGGUGACAAGAACCAUGCAGAUCAGGACAGAUCGCCCAUCUUCGUACAGUUCAUUGACUGUGUGUGGCAGAUGACUAAACAGUUUCCAACAGCAUUUGAGUUUAAUGAGCGCCUCCUGCUGACAAUCCUGGAUCACCUCUACAGCUGCUGCUUCGGGACUUUCCUCUACAACUGUGAGAGCGCACGAGACCAACAUGAGGUGAGGUCGAAGACGGUGUCUCUGUGGUCUCUGGUCAACAGUAAGAUGGAAAUGUAUUUAAACCCCUUCUACACCCCGGAGUCCGGCAGGGUCCUUUACCCCGUUGCCAGCAUGCGCCACCUAGAGCUGUGGGUAACAUACUACAUCCGCUGGAACCCACGCAUACGACAACAGCAGCAGAGUCCGGUGGAGCAGCGCUACAUGGAGCUGUUGGCCCUCAGAGACCAGUACUUGAAGAAGCUGGAGGAGCUUCAGCUGUCCGACUCCUCCCCUUCCUCCCGUCUGGCUAACAACCCCAACACCUCCUCCUCCAGCUCCUCCACACCUCCACAGCAAUACACACAGCUACACACUCCUCUCUGA
This is a messenger RNA of Plectropomus leopardus (leopard coralgrouper), 1932 nucleotides long. RefSeq names its product myotubularin 1 (gene mtm1). Gene Ontology annotation, biological process: muscle cell cellular homeostasis; mitochondrion distribution; negative regulation of autophagosome assembly. Gene Ontology annotation, cellular component: membrane; cytoplasm. Gene Ontology annotation, molecular function: phosphatidylinositol-3-phosphate phosphatase activity; phosphatidylinositol-3,5-bisphosphate 3-phosphatase activity. NCBI's taxonomy places the organism in Eukaryota, Metazoa, Chordata, Actinopteri, Perciformes, Serranidae. The record is from RefSeq and is a predicted model, not a curated record.